Pogoniulus pusillus (Red-fronted tinkerbird) is the source of this 2384-nucleotide messenger RNA. Its product is annotated as Na(+)/H(+) exchange regulatory cofactor NHE-RF3-like. Bases 41 to 1603 code for a protein of 520 amino acids. Gene Ontology annotation, cellular component: apical plasma membrane. The transcript is spliced from 9 exons. Gene Ontology annotation, molecular function: signaling receptor binding; protein-membrane adaptor activity. Gene Ontology annotation, biological process: protein localization to plasma membrane. Lineage: Eukaryota; Metazoa; Chordata; Aves; Piciformes; Lybiidae. The record is from RefSeq and is a predicted model, not a curated record.
GAGAAUUCCAGCGAAGGUUGCUCCACACAGAGAGACAGAGAUGACUUCUGCCCUCCAGCCUCGAGAAUGCAAAGUGACCAAAGAACCCCAGCAGACCUAUGGAUUCUGCCUGCGUGUUGAGGAAGACACCGCAGGGCAUCUGAUCCGGAACGUGGAGAAGAACAGUCCAGCUGAAAAAGCAGGCUUGAAGGAUGGAGACAGAGUCCUCAGGGUUAAUGGUGUCUUUGUAAACAAGGAGGAACACGUGCAGGUGGUGGAGAUUAUCAAAAGCUGUGGAAAUUCUAUUGUACUUCUUGUUCUGGAUGAAGUCUCCUACGAAAAGGCAGAGAAGGAGGGAGUGAACUUGGAGGAGCUGGGUCAAAAGGUACCACCGGGACAGCAGCAGGCCCUGCAGUCCCCAGCCCCCACGGCCAAUGGAGCAAUCAGCGCAGUCCCACAGCCCCGGCUCUGCUACCUAGUGAAGGAGGAGAAAGGCUAUGGCUUCUCUCUGAAAAGCACAGAAGGACAGAGGGGGUUGUUCCUAGUGGAGCUUUCAUCAGAAGGAGCAGCUGCAAAGGCUGGUGUCCAAAAUAACGACCGCCUGGUGGAAGUCAAUGGGCAAAACGUGGAAGACAACACGCACGAGGAGGUGGUGGAAAAGGUAAAGAAGUCUGAAAAUCGUGUUGUGUUUCUCCUUUCAAACAAAGAAACAGACCACUACUACAAGAGCCAGAAGAUGGUGCUGAGCAAAGAGAGUGCCAACCUAAAACUGCUGCCCCUCAAACCACGACUUGUUGACAUCCAGAGAGGAGAAAAUGGUUAUGGCUUCUACCUGCGGAUGGAACGGAACACUGGUGAUCAUGUCAUCAAGGAUGUUGACUCUGGGAGCCCAGCAGCCAAGGCAGGUCUGAAAGACAACGACAUCUUAGUGGCUGUCAAUGGUGAGCAAGUAGCUGGACUGGACCAUGAAAGUGUAGUGGGAAAAAUCAAGCAAUCUGAGGUAAAAACCACGCUGCUGGUGGUGGAUCAUGAGACCAACGCCAUGUACAAACUGGCCCAAAUUUCCCCCUUCUCAUACUACUACAAAACCCAAGAUCCAGCUUCAGCUAAAACAGAGGAAAGUGCAGAGUUGCACAGCGAGCAAAAAGUGAAGCACAAGCCAAGAAUCUGCAAGAUGGUGAAAGGGCCCAGUGGAUUUGGCUUCAGUUUAAACAUGAUCAAGAACAAGCCUGGACUGUUCAUCAAUGAGGUACAAAGCCAGGGGCCAGCUGGCGCAGCAGGCGUACAAAACAACGACUUCUUGGUGGAAGUGAACGGGGUGAAUGUGACCAACGACUCCUAUGACAAAGUGGUGGCAAGAAUCCAAGGCAGUGGUGACAGACUAACACUGCUGGUGUGCAGCAAAGAUGCUUACACCUACUUCCAAAGCCAGAACAUUCCCAUCACAGCCUCUAUGGCAGAUCCAGUCCACGAGAGUUCUGAGCCUCCUGCUUAUACGCAAAACCAUCUGUCAGAGACAGGAAGAAAGUCACCUGAACCAAGGAAAAGGGCAAGCUCUUCUUCCUCCUCAAGGUCAGCUGCCUCUACAAAAUCAGGCAGUGACAACGAUGACACAAGGCUGUGAGGAGACAAAAUAUGCCAAGAACAAAAGUGAAACCUUACCAAUCCUCAUUCUUCAAUCGUUCUUUGCUACUACACCUCCCAGAACUUGACUAUUCCUAACAGAGCCAUACAUGUAAGGACUGAUUUCAGCUGCCUGAAAGAAACGCUUCAGUGUGACUUGCAUUCAUUUAACAGAAGUGCAAGUGUGCUUCCUUGGCUUUCUGCCUUGUAAAGCAGGCAAUUAGUCACUUCUGUAAAAGCUCAACUCACUUAAACAUAUAUAACCAAGUACACUCCAGCAGCAGGCAGAAACCUUUUAUAGAUUUCUAAGCAUCUUUGCCUUUUAAGGAUAAGCUCUUCAUAAAGAGCAACUGAUUUCUGCCCAUCUCCCAGGAGAGGCAGUUCUCUCUCUAAUCCAAGUCCAUCAGCUGUUGCACCAACCUCUGUUGCACCUCCUCUGUGCUAUACUUCCAGUAGUAAAACAGCUGUGAAAUGCCUUAAGCCAACAUCCUCUGUGCAUGAUGCUCCUCACUCCUGCUAACCUUGCAGGAAUUUCCUUCAAACAUUAACUUCAUAAUGUGUAACUCCAGACAUUUAAGCACCAUUAUCUCUCCUCUGCAUGCAGUUGUGGAUUAUGAUAGUCAGAACAGUGCACUUGACUGAGUCAGGCAGGUUUGUCUAACUCCCAAGUCAUCACUACACUGUCUUGAAUGUAAUGUAACUGGUUCUGUAAAGCUGCUGCUGUAUAUUUUGCCUCCUUGCUGUACACUGAAGACAACACAGAAAUAAACUGUUUAGAGUGA